AUGCAAAAAUUAUAGAAUUUUGAAACAAAAGAGCCUUGAAACUUCAUCAGAGGAAAUCCUGAGUUAAUCUCAGAGACCGGAAGAAGCACAAAGAACAGGGGAAAGAAAAUAUUAGCUGAGUAGGCUUGAGUGAUAGAUAUGAUAAUACAGAAAAGCAGGAGACUAGAAGAACAAAAAUUAAAAGAUCUUUACAGGUGAUCUUCGAAUGACUUAAGGUAGGCAGAGCUAUCAGAACAGAUGUAGAAGUGCAUUCAGCAUGAAACGAACACAAGAUGUCUUCAGAGGAGUAAG
Messenger RNA from Moneuplotes crassus, 291 nucleotides. The record is from the annotation of a GenBank genome assembly. Lineage: Eukaryota; Ciliophora; Spirotrichea; Euplotida; Euplotidae.